Molecule: messenger RNA, 302 nt
Organism: Staurois parvus
Lineage: Eukaryota; Metazoa; Chordata; Amphibia; Anura; Ranidae
Source: the annotation of a GenBank genome assembly
AUGGGGCCCCUGUGUCCUUGCCCAAACUCAAAAAAUCCUAGGGUGACAACACUCACUGUAACUAUCAGGGGCGGACUGACAACUCAUGGGGCCCCCGGGAAAUAGGGGAUCAUGGGGUCCCUGUGUCUUUGCCCAAACUCAAAAAAGCCUAUGAAAAAGGGUACCAGGGGCAUCUCAUGGGGCCCCCUACUGACCCCGGGCCCUCGGGCAGUGCCCGAGUUUCCAAAUGGUCAGUCCGCCCCUGGUAACUAUUGUACCUAGCAGCAUUUACAUAGAGGGUAGCUAAACUGUAGUCCCCAGAG